Microsporum canis CBS 113480 is the source of this 1851-nucleotide messenger RNA. RefSeq lists its product as uncharacterized. Lineage: Eukaryota; Fungi; Ascomycota; Eurotiomycetes; Onygenales; Arthrodermataceae. The transcript is spliced from 3 exons. The record is from RefSeq and is a predicted model, not a curated record. The coding region runs from base 1 to 1851 and encodes 616 amino acids.
AUGCCAUCAGACUCCAGAGGUAGUGUUGGUGACAGUCACUCUCUUGAAAACAUACCUGUUGACGCUCCGGUGGACAUGUUGCCAGGCGAAACACCCAGCCGGCCUGGCGAUGAAUCAGCUCAGUGUGGUAUAAUCCCUGGCCCCCUAUCUAUCGAAUGCAUCAAGCAACACGAUAACGCACUGAACCAAGAAACCAUCCUCGAAGGCCACCAGAUCCAUGAUAACAUGGAGGACGAAGACGACGUGGAGGAACUAUCCCCUCGCUGCGAGCUAUUCGGACUGCGGUAUCCUGCUGAUGACUCCGGAUAUGCCGCACCAGCUAUAGGAUAUCAGGAAUGUCUGGAUGAUUAUAAGGAAAUGGGGGUCAGAUCACGGGAGAAGCUAAAACAGGAUCGGAUGGAAUCUCGUAAGCGACGUCUGGCGCAGGGAUUGCCAGCAGAAGAUCCACGACGCAGACAACUGAGGAAAGAGAGGCGAGCGAAGUAUCAGGCAAUGAAGGUGGCGCGAGGAGAGGAGCUGUCUGAGACCGACACUUCGCUCAGUGAAGAUGAGUUUGGAUCAGCUCCCUGGGUGUUUGAAGAGCGUAAAGUACCUCCACCAGACGAUGAUGAGCGUGAGAGAGAAGACACCCAGCUUCCCGCUAAGUCCGCACGCGCCACUGAGGAGUUCUCAGAAUAUGGAUUGGAGAAGCAAGCAACGAUUGUUACACUCAGUGGGGAGGUUCUUACUAUUUCUCCUCCGAAUCCAGAAGAUUUUGUCACUCUUUCUGAAUCUGCCCGACGAAAGAGAGAAAAGAGGCGGGCAAAAGGGAUCGCUACGCCUCCUCCUUGCUCGCCGUCACCACCCUGUUCGAUCAUCUAUGGGUCUACCCCCGAUUUGCAACCCACGGUAGAGCCAGACGAGACUGAAGCUACGUCUACUACACAAGCGAAGAAGAAUACCCAAGGAGGCGUGUCUACUCCUCUUCUAUGGCCGACAGAGAGAGUAAUAGAGCUGGCACCCAAGGAGGAAGGGAAAGAGAGUGACAUUGAAGAAAUUCCUCGCACUGAGGAACCGACUUAUGCUACAGGCCUCUCACCCAAGUGGAUGGAGGAAAGCGAUGUCACGGAAACAGAGUAUCAGUCGCGUCGUGGCCGCAAGUCACCCACAGAAGUUACGAUGGAUGAUGAAGCCAUCUAUGAAGAAUUCCAUGGGCCUGGUAUUCGUGUUGCCGCUAUAGAUCCCAAUGAACCAAGUGUUAUUACCAUAUCUGAAUACGACCGCCGGGAGAGGGAGGAGAGGAGACGGAUGGGGAUUCCUACGUCUCCUCCCUACUCAUCGUCUGUUCAGUCUUCUGAAGAAAGCUCGUCUGGUGGAUUCACUUUCACCCCACGAGAAAGACGCCCAAUACACUCAAAAUACGCUCGAGCGAGUGCCAGAUCAUAUAAACAUACGUCUAUCCCCAGACGCGCCGAAAGGUCGCUGGCUUCUGACCGAGAUGAAUUCUGGAAAAACGAGGAAGAGACAAUGAGACCUGGAGACGAGGCUAAUUACCACGCCCGAGCAAAACGCAGACGUGCAAGCCACGUCAAACGCGCAAAGAAUGAUGUUAAUAUUAAGAUCGACCUUUGCCUGAACAUCGACCCUGAGCUGAGAACGACGCUAGGCCCCGGCAACCAAAGAUCUGGCCUUCGCUCCCGGUCAGCCUUGCACUCCCGCAAAACAUCUCUAGACACAUCAAAACCUGAAUCCGUUGGGGCCCCAAAUGCAGCAUGGUAUAAUAUAGGCCUGGAGAACAAGGCCAUCAUGGCAGGCCUGGUUGGCCUAGCUGUCGGGUUUACGGCUGGAAUAGUUUUUCGCCGACACAGGUAA